AUGCUCAAGUCGUUGUUGGUCACUAUCUGGCCCAAGAACAAGCCUAGUUUCAAAGUCAGAGUGGUGCUCGCCUUGCUGUUGUUGAUCGGGUCCAAGCUUUUGAAUGUCCAAGUGCCUUUCUUCUUCAAGUCCAUCAUCGAUGAAAUGAACGUCGAUUGGUCUGAGCAAUUGGGCACCUUGGGUACCGUCAUGGGCACUAUGAUCAUAGCAUAUGGUGGUGCCAGAUUUGGUGCUGUCUUGUUUGGCGAACUUAGAAAUGCAAUCUUUGCUUCUGUCGCCCAGCUGGCCAUCAAAAGAGUCGCCAACAACACAUUCAAGCACUUGCUAGACAUGGAUUUGCAAUUCCAUUUAUCUCGUCAAACUGGUGGUCUUACCAGAGCUAUAGAUCGAGGCACGAAAGGUAUAAGUUAUGUUCUCAGUGCCAUGGUAUUUCAUAUCAUUCCCAUCAGCUUUGAAAUCAGUGUCGUUUGUGGUAUUUUGACAUACAACUACGGUCUUUCUUUUGCUGCAGUGACUUUGAUGACGAUGAUCGGAUAUUCUGUCUUCACCAUCAAAACCACCGCAUGGAGAACUGGAUUCAGACGUCAAGCUAAUAACGCUGAUAAUCAAGCUGCGUCUGUGGCUUUGGACUCGUUGAUCAAUUACGAAUCCGUGAAGUAUUUCAACAAUGAGGCCUAUCAAUGUUCCAAAUACGACAAAUCCUUGACCAAUUACCAGAAUGCUUCGAUCAAAGUGGCCACCUCCUUAGCAUUUUUAAACGCCGGCCAGAAUAUGAUCUUCACCCUGGCUCUCACAGCCAUGAUGUAUAUGGGCUGUCAGGGUGUAGCCACUGGGGCUUUGAGUGUUGGUGAUUUAGUGUUGAUCAACCAGCUCGUAUUCCAAUUGUCUGUUCCGCUCAAUUUCUUGGGAUCGGUCUAUAGAGAGCUCAAGCAGUCAUUGUUAGAUAUGGAGAAUCUUUUCCAGUUGCAGAACUACGACAUCAAGGUGAAAAGUAGCCCUGGCGCAGGAAAGCUUAGCUUGCACCCAAUAAGACCGGGCGAGAUCAAAUUUGAGAAUGUUACCUUUGGUUACCACCCGGACAGACCCAUCUUGAAGAAUGCCUCCUUCACCAUUCCACCGGGUCAAAAGGUCGCCAUUGUUGGCCCUUCAGGUUCUGGUAAAUCCACGGUGUUGAAGCUUGUCUUUAGAUUCUACGACGUGAAUUCGGGACGCAUUCUCAUCGAUGGCCAAGAUAUCUCCAAGGUUGAUCUCGAGUCGCUCCGGCGAGCUAUUGGAGUGGUACCCCAAGAAACGCCAUUGUUCAACGACACGAUUUUGGAAAAUAUUCGCUACGGCCGCUUAGACGCGCAUAACGACGAGAUCAUGGCUGCGGUCUCUAAGGUGAGGCUUGAUGCACUCAUCAAGGAACUUCCAGCUGGUAUGGAGACAAUUGUCGGAGAACGAGGAUUGAUGAUUUCUGGAGGAGAGAAGCAAAGGUUGGCCAUCGCAAGAUUACUUUUGAAACGGGCUCCAAUUACAUUCUUUGAUGAAGCCACAAGUGCCCUAGACACACACACGGAACAAGCCUUACUUAGGACAUUACGAGGCGUUUUCAUUGAGGGGCGCUCGACGAAUGUCUCCAUCGCGCAUCGUCUUCGAACCAUUGCAGACAGCGACAAGAUCAUUGUCUUGAACCAAGGCGCAGUUCAGGAGGAAGGUACUCAUCAAAGCUUGAUAGAGACUCCAGGGUCUCUCUAUGGAGAACUUUGGAACAUUCAAGAGAACCUUGAUCUCGAAGAGGAAUUGAAGAGACGUGACGAGGAGGAAGAGGAAGAGAGACAGAGAAAAGCUCGUGAUGGUGCCCUCGCAGACUAG
Molecule: messenger RNA, 1854 nt
Organism: Candidozyma duobushaemuli
Lineage: Eukaryota; Fungi; Ascomycota; Pichiomycetes; Serinales; Metschnikowiaceae
Gene: ATM1
Product: ATP-binding cassette Fe/S cluster precursor transporter
Exons: 1
Coding region: 1-1854 (617 amino acids)
Biological process (GO): intracellular iron ion homeostasis; transmembrane transport
Cellular component (GO): mitochondrial inner membrane
Molecular function (GO): ABC-type transporter activity; ATP hydrolysis activity; ATP binding
Source: RefSeq, a predicted model, not a curated record